GCCGUAAUACUAUAAUUCUAGGAUUCAUAUGUUUUUUUCUUAUCCUCUUGGUUUCUUACAUUUCAUUGUAGACAAAUCUCCUAUGCAGACACAUAAUAAUCUUGAUGCUGCUAAACUAUCUGAAGUUUGCAAUAGAACCGACUUUGAGGGCACUUUGAAGGAAGAUAGAUCUGGGAGGUUGGAAAGAGUGACAUUCAAGAUAGUUCUUUCUUAUCAUGGGUGUUCAUUUGACGGUUGGCAGAAGCAACCUGGUUUGAACACGGUUCAGGGGUAAGGCUUUUCCCUGUUAAUAUAUGUACCUUAGUAUGCUUUUUUGUUGAUAGAUGUAUUCCUGUGUUGGGGUUUACUGUCCUGUCUCUUAUGAUAGAAAAUCUGCUUAACUUUGUGCACACUUCUUUGUAGCAUUGAUGAAACUCAUCGAGGGUACCAGGAAACAGUUAUUGCCUUCAUAUGUAUUUACUCUUUUCCAUCAAGAGACUGCUGUGAAGUUACUUUUAAACAAUUUAGGGACAUACCCUUCGUUUUAUGAUUAAAUGCUUGCAAUUCAAAGAAUAUACACGUAGUUUUGUACUCUCCCCCUGCUAAUGGUCUUGUCCUUAAUGUUACUCUGCUUCCCUUAAAUCAAUCAAAAGUUAUAAUUGUUUAAUUGAUCUGGAUCGACUGUGAGGGUUCUGCUUGCUUUUUCAUUAUUAGUAACAGCCAAUGCCUAUUCAAUUCUAAUUUUCCAUUUGUGCAGUUAAGGUCUAACAGAACUUGGGUUAUCACUUUUCUUGAACAGAUUAGUAGAACAGUGUUUGGGUAGAUUUGUCGAUGAGAGGAAAGCUCAACUACUUAAAGAAAAAUCCAAGCCAUUAGAAGGGUGUGCUGCUGUUGCUGGCCGCACGGACAAAGGAGUCUCCGCUCUUCAGCAAGUUUGUUCUUUCUGUAUGUUAUUAAAUAUCCCCUUUACGUGUUAACUGCUUCUCAACAUCUGUUGCUAAUAGUUGCUGGGGAAAGAACUUCUACCUGUUCUAUUAAGGUUGAAUCAUAUUUACCGAUCAUUAGUGUACUGGAUAAAAUGAUACCGAAGGACCUAGUCGAGCCUUGCCAGUUAAAUCAUUCUCAUUUAUACAUAUUGAUGAUUUGUAGGAGGGUGGUAGUUUGAAGUGGUUCAGUUCUAGACAAUUAAGACUUUCGACUUCGACUUCUAGACAGUUAGUUUAAGUUUAGUUGUUUGGCUUAGGCUAUCAUAUUUUCUCUUAAGUUUAAGGCAGAGAUCUGUGUUAUGACUAGUGUCUGUCUGAUUUGCAGUUAUUUGAGAUGCCGUAGCAUUGUAGGGUUCCCUCCCAUCUCUCGGGUUUCACAAAGCCAUGCCCCACAAUUAUAAUUGGUGUCUUGCUCAUUAUCUAAGUAACUUGGUAAAAGCUAUCUGUUGGUAAAACUCAAAGUCUACCAAUUAGCUCCUCAGUUCAGUGAUUGGAGGAAAUGAGAGUAGUUUUUACAUUGUUUGUCCCAUUAUUUAAAGAAAGAGAAAUUGAUGAAUGUUCUACUUCACUAUGCAUCGACUUUUUCACAGUUUCUUCAGAAUUCUUUCCAUCAUGUUCAAAUUUUUGUAGAAGCUGUUUUCUCAUUGUCAUGAUUCUUUUCACAUCUGUUGUAAGAUACAUGGAGGAAGGAUAUUAGGAUUCAGGACAUUGAAGAUGUUAUCAACAGCACAGCACCGGGGAAACUCAGGGCUGUAUCAAUCUCUGAGGUAUCAUGACUUAUCAAUAUUAAGAAGAAGAAAAAAAGUAGAAAAUUUAUGUUGGAUACCGGUCCAGUAAAAUGCGUCACCCCAAUUCCUUUUCACAUCCUUUUGUUAACCUGCCACAGGUUUCACGUUCAUUCCAUCCCAAUUUUUCAGCCAAAUGGAGGCGGUACUUGUAUAUUUUUCCUUUCAAUGGCGGUGAAAACAGAGAGCCCAGCUUGCGAUGCGGAGAGGAGGAGAACAUUUUGACUGAGAAUGGACACUAUGGAGGGCAAAGAGAUGUCUCUGAUGAGCUCAGAUGGGAGGGGGAUGAUAACAACUUGAUAGUCAGGGAUGACGGUGAGCUCCAAGGUCCAAAGAAAUCUAGUACAUUUACUGUGUGCAAGGUUAACAGACUUCUGCAGCAACUAGAGGGGAAGUUAUUGUCCUACAGAAUCUUUGCUCGUGACACAAAGGCUUCCAGAAGCAUGUAAGCCAUGUUGAAAGUUCCCUUUGCUUUUGUAAAUUACGAAUGAAAUGAUUGUUUUGCAUUUAUUUUAUCUACCAGUCCAUGACUAGUAUUUUGAUAGAUUCUGUAAUUAGAGCUCCAGGUCAACCUUUUUGUUACCCUUUCUUUCUUUCUUUCUUUUUUUUGGCUCAGAGCAUUUCUUGUUUGGUUAUAAGAGCAUGUUUGAGGAUUUAACUUUGGGCUACUAGCUUCACUGGGUAGUUAGUUGCAGGAAGAGCUAAAAAAAGGUCGAUGUUACCUUCAUGAAAGAAGAAAGAAAGUCAUUUUUACCUGUACUAGAAUUGUUGCCUCAAUUAUAAAUGGUGAAAUGUGCAGUUAGCUAUACUUUAUUACUAACAUAUCCAUAUUCAUGUUGCAGAGGUCCUCCAACAGAGUGUUUUAUGUAUCACGCUCGAGCUGCAGAAGCCACUAUACCGCAACCUCAUCCUGGAGCUGGAAGAACAGUUAUGUGUGUAGAACUGGUUGCGAAUCGCUUCCUGCGCAGGAUGGUUCGAGUUCUUGUUGCGACAUCGAUAAGGGAGGCAGCUGCUGGCGCAGAAGAUGAUGCUCUGCUAAAGCUAAUGGAUGCUACCUGUCGAAGGGCCACUGCUCCGCCUGCUCCUCCAGAAGGUUUGUGUAUGGUUAAUGUAGGGUAUGCUGAAUUCGACCCCCGUAACUGCAUCAUUCCAUGAUGUUAUUAUCUCUUUCACAGAGAGUCAGAGCUUUUCUUGUAGGGUAUACUGUGAAACUUAUGCUCGUAUAGGGCUUUCUUUUGACAACUUACAAGCUACACUUGUCAUUUCCCCCCUUCUAUUAAAGAGGUUACAACUUACUUACGAGUUGCAAUCUUAAAUAUCCUUGUGUUUUAACGACAAUGUUUGCUUCUAUCUACAAUAUAUAUAAAGGCAAAAUAUGGAUUGGAUUUUCAGCUUCUGAGGAAAUUUCGGAAGACCCUUAUUGUCAUUUCACAUCUAUAUUAAUGAACCUGUGUGUUUCUUGCUCAGCUGGGCCGGCAAAACCUGAUGAUGGUUCAUCAUCUUCCGUAGGUAUUCCUGUCUUUGACAACAUAAAAUUAGUGGUAGUUAAAGAAUUUAAACGUUGCAGACAUAAGUCCUAAACGUGGCUAGACAAAGAAAAAGGGAAAAAUAAAUUAACAAUACGUAAUAAACUAAUUUAUUAUGAUUAAGACUCAUUAGACAUUUUUAAAUAACUAGAUGAUAUUCAUAGAAAAAAUACGUGAUAGAUAGUGUUUAGAAUAUUAACAGUUGUACUAACCAAAAACAUACUAGAGCUCAUAAUUGGAACUAGGCCCUUUAACCCCCUCAUUUGUUCAUUAAUUAAUUACAAACCAUGUCAUGUUUUUAUUCGACCAUUAGAACUAAGUUUUAUACACUAUCUAAUCUAUUUGAAAUAUUACACACAAAAAAAAAAAAAAUGAAUUACAUGGAACACUUGCUAUCUAGAUUAGUGUAUUUUGGGAGGCUUUGGUAUGGUUGGAAUUUAAAAUUUGGAUUUUUAUUUCCUUUUUGGAAAAGAAUUCCCAUGCAUGCACUUAUAUGGAAUUUCUAUAUCAUACUGUAAAACUUAUAAUCCGCAAUUAUUUUCACAGUUUUGGUUGGCGAAGUUCACCAUACACAAACAUCCUUUCAACUUUUCUAUAUGCCCUUUCCAUGAAAUGUUAAAAAAUGUACACCUAAAACUAUUAGAUUGAGUCCUUUGACUAUUAUUGUCAUUUGUAGUCUAUUUAUUUGUUUUAGAUAUUCUAUCCAUCUCAUAUUAUCACCUCAUGUGUAUUAGGGGGCCUUGAUCAAAAUAGUACUGAAAGACUCCUUGAUUUCUAAAUUUGAAGUUGUAAUACUCAAUCAACCUCAAUCAAUUGUGGUCUAUGUACUUACUUCAGUACAACAUAAUUCAACUACUAAGUUGUUUUUAUUAUCGUUGCUAGGGAAGUAUUACUUUACUGCAUCUCCAACAUCCAAUUUAUAUUUCAACUUGAAUUAUCUUUCAUUGCACCAUUUGUUAAACCUGUAAGUAAAUGAUCUUAUGAAUAUUAUAAAUAUAUUCAUGCUCAAUUAAAGUUAAUGGGUCGUUUGGAGGUUGGGAUUUCAAGUAAUGUAUUUAGCUAAUGCAUGUAAUGUCAAGAUUAAGUCUUUUUUUGGUUAAAUUUGUGACAUAAUACAUGUAUUACCUUUUUCUGGGCUCACCUAUAGCACUCAAAAUGAGUGAUUGUCAAUCUCUACCAAAAUGUGAGAUUGUGCCCAAAGGAUUGUUUACCCUCUACUUUUUUUAUUUAUAACAAAGCAUAAUCUAACCUCCAAACAAUGUAUUUUUCAAAUUCAUACAUUUCACCAAUAUAUCAAAUUAUAAUACACAAAUUGAUUAAAUACAUCAAUUUGGAGAAUCUCAACCUCCAAACAACCCAACUUUGGUAUUUGUUAUUGCUUAUGGCAAACUUAGGGGAAUGAAAAUAUUAUUAAAGAGGACUCAUACGAAGUUGCCAAAUAACGUCCCAACAUUUGUUCAAUUGUAGACAUAACUUCAUUUUGAUUAUCUCUUAAACCAUGGUAAAAUGUUUGCAAAUCGUCAUUUUCCACAUGGACCUAUCUUCACUGUAAUCUUAUAUAUUCAUAAAUCUUUAUUAUUUUUAUUUCAUCAAUAAAUACAUAUUUUUUGU
Linum trigynum is the source of this 4887-nucleotide messenger RNA. The record is from the annotation of a GenBank genome assembly. NCBI's taxonomy places the organism in Eukaryota, Viridiplantae, Streptophyta, Magnoliopsida, Malpighiales, Linaceae.